This is a messenger RNA of Suillus paluster, 2049 nucleotides long. RefSeq lists its product as uncharacterized. Lineage: Eukaryota; Fungi; Basidiomycota; Agaricomycetes; Boletales; Suillaceae. The record is from RefSeq and is a predicted model, not a curated record. The transcript is spliced from 11 exons. Bases 1 to 2049 code for a protein of 682 amino acids.
AUGGAAGAUGUGUUUGCACAGGAGGAGGGGGAUACAAUUAAUGACACACAGUUAGGAGUAUCUAACCUGGUCAUUGUGCACUCUACUGGUGUUUACUCACACAGUGUAUCAUGGUGCCAGUGUCCUGGAGCUGAGAAGGCAUGGCAUCUCCAUCUCAUGAAAGCAAGGUUAUUUCCUGCCAGUAUCACUCGCCCUCAAUCUGCUUUCACAUUCGAUGUCCUGGAUAACUUCCUCAUAGACUCUUUGGAGUGCAAGACUUCAGCCAUGAGUUUCUAUCAAAAGCUCCGUCAGUUCACAAACAAUGCAUUCCCUGAUAAAAUACCGGAUAAAAAGGACCGAUACCGUGAGCUUAUGCGAGUGUCACGUAUAUGGUGGGAUUUGGUCAAUAGAAAAAGGUUCAGGUUUGGACAUGACAUGGAACGAUCCCCUGGUCCAGGGGAUUUAGCCCUUUAUUGCCCAGCAUGUCCACAACCUGGAAUCAACUUGCCAACAUCUUGGAGAUAUGACUAUGAAGAGUGGUUAGUUAUGCGAAGAUAUGUGGUCGAUGGAAAUUUCACAGUACAACAUAUGAAAAUGAAAAUUCCAGAAGAUGAUGUUUCUCUAGCAGAUGGAAAGGGAUACAUGUGGUGGACUUCCAAAAGGGAGAGCAUCAGGCACAUGAACAUGGACUAUUCCAUUUGCAAUGCAGUUAAAUAUACACCUGAACAUAUUGGCAGUAUGCUCAUCAUCUAUGAUGUUGCAUGUCAGUGGAGUAUUCACUUUGCUGAAUGGGUGGACCAGAGCUAUCAUCUGGCCCUUCCCAAGGGGACCGAAAUAUUACCUGCAGUUGGCAAGUUUCAUUUGAGCGCACAUAAGCUUCAAUGCUUUCCUAGGUUCAGCCUGAAUUUUGUGACCAGGGCUGGGCAUAUUGAUGGGGAAAUAUUGGAGACACUCUGGGCUCCUUUCAACAAGAUUUCCCCUACUGCAAGAUCCAUGUCUUUGGCUCACCGAAAGGAAGUAUUGGAUGACCAUAUGCGGGAUUCCAAUUGGAAGAAGCUGUCAUUACUCAAAAAGUAUUGUCAUGCCCUACAGGGUGAGUGGAAAAAGGCAGCCGAAAAAGCAGCUCAGGACUGUGGAGAGCUUCUUGACAUCUAUCAGCUUAAAAUGGACAAAGCACCCUCUAUGGCUGAAAUACAUCUCAGAUUGACUGAAAAUGAACUAUCUGCUAAUGGUAGGACUGGGUCUGUUGCAUGGUUGAUCAAGGGUAUAAAUAUAGAAAAUUCUCAGCAGCUGCCCCAGGAUCCAACUGCUUCUCAGAGAACCGGGAUAGAAGAAAAAAGGCAAAAGCUCAUGGCACAGAUUAUUAAGUUCCAUGAGGCUGCAGAGGUCAUGACUAAUGGUAUGGAAUUGAAGGGAGGUGAAGGAGCACCACUGGACAACCCUGAACUGUGCCUGGAGGAGGCUGAUAUAUCCAAUAUGGAAGAUCCAGAGGAAGAGGACACUUUGGACUUUGACGAGAAAAUACACUCCAACAAAUUGGUCCAUUACCAGGGCACUAGAUCUAAAAAGGAACUUCAAACAAUAACUCUCUCCAUCAACAGACAUGCAAGAGGUUACAGCCGGGCAAGGGCUGCAAUGCUCUGCCUAGGGGCUGACUCUGAUACAGUGGCAGUGUAUCAACCCCUAAAGCCUCAGGACCUAGUGGUGAGCAAAGAAGUUACAGAAGAAAACAGGCAUGGGCAGGGUUCAGAUAAAUUGGCUUGGUUUUGGAGGAUCAACAAUGCAGAGGACAGUCAGAAGAACGUAUGGAUGAAUGAGUUUUAUCGUGUGAAUUGGUUGAAAGCUAAAGCACGGUAUGACUGUUGGUCAGAAGAACUGAAAUUGGUACAACAUGAAAUGUUUUGGACCAUAUCCUGGUUUCGAACACAGGAGGAGAGGUGGAGAGUUCGGGCAGAUGAAAGCAUCAAGAAUGGGAAUAGGGCAUAUGCUGAGAGGCAGGCAUCUAUGUGGGCAGAAUUUUCAGCUCAGGGCCUCAAGAAUUUUGAAGGAAAAUUACUUAUAACAAGUUGA